This is a messenger RNA of Zychaea mexicana, 966 nucleotides long. RefSeq lists its product as uncharacterized. Gene Ontology annotation, cellular component: nucleus. The transcript is spliced from 3 exons. The record is from RefSeq and is a predicted model, not a curated record. Bases 57 to 878 code for a protein of 273 amino acids. Gene Ontology annotation, molecular function: DNA-binding transcription factor activity, RNA polymerase II-specific; RNA polymerase II cis-regulatory region sequence-specific DNA binding. NCBI's taxonomy places the organism in Eukaryota, Fungi, Mucoromycota, Mucoromycetes, Mucorales, Lichtheimiaceae. Gene Ontology annotation, biological process: regulation of transcription by RNA polymerase II.
CACACACACACACACACACACACACACACACUCGCUCUGCAUCGACAUUAUUACGGAUGGAUAUCAACGAUCUACUGAACAAUCAAAGUGACCCGAAGCAACACGACCAAGAAGAAGAACAACAGAACCAAUCACAGCCACAACCACGACAGCUGCAGCCACGGGAGCCACAGCCACACCAGCAAGAACAAGACCAUGUGCAAGAGCUGCCAAAACCCACAGGCGGUCCAAGCGCACAGGUGCAUGUGUGUGAAUGGCCCGGUUGUCCAAAACGGUUCACACGACGCUCGGAUUUGGCAAGACAUCAAAGAAUUCAUACCGGUGAGCGACCCUUCCAAUGCGACUGGCCUGGCUGCAACAAGCAGUUUAUCCAACGCAGCGCCUUGACCGUCCAUACAAGAACUCAUACCGGCGAGCGUCCUCAUGUGUGUGAAGAUCCAAGCUGUGGAAAAUCAUUUAGCGACUCGUCCUCAUUGGCCCGUCAUCGUCGCACUCAUACCGGAAACCGUCCAUACGCCUGCCACUGCUCUAAAUCAUUCACCCGCAAAACCACCCUACUACGCCACCAACGCACUCAUCACACUAAUAAUAACAGCGCUACAUCGGCUGGCUCGUUGUCGCCUGCUAGCACAAGCGCUGCUGCAUCUCCUCCCUCGCCCCCACCUACACAGUACCCGUAUCCAAUAGCAUAUUCUAUGGGUUAUUACACUUACCCAUACGCAUAUACAAUACCAACACCACCAGCACCACCACCAUCAUCAUCAUCAUCAUCUUCAUCUUCAUCCUCUGUACGAUUGCCACCUCUUGCCACAGCUUACCAUCAUCAAAGCACCCUGCGUUCCACAUGUGAACUCCUGCCCUCCAAUAUACCAUUGUAAAUUUUAGUGUUUGCUUUCCAUAUAUUCUUUAUAUACAACAUCCAAGCUAUAGCAUGACAAUAUCAAUAAUAAUAUAAACAAAGAUGAG